[Torrubiella] hemipterigena is the source of this 3495-nucleotide messenger RNA. Lineage: Eukaryota; Fungi; Ascomycota; Sordariomycetes; Hypocreales; Clavicipitaceae. The record is from the annotation of a GenBank genome assembly.
CGCCCAUCACCUGACCUGACUAUUUUUAUUGUUAAUCGAUUUGUAUUUUCCAAGGUAAGAGCCUCAUGUGCCCCGCAAGCUCUCCAGCCAGUAUUGUGCGCUGGCAACUGAGACAUGCUCCCCAAGAACGCUGGUGUGGAAAAUGUCUUGGGCGAUCAGGGCUGUCGUUGCUAUGCUCCGGAAUUUGCGAAGAUUUCGUGCUGUCCACGCUUUGACGAUCACUUGGUUUCCUCUCGUCAUCUCAUCUGGCUGGAAUUGUAUACAAAGGAUGAUGGAGAGCCGUCGUCUUGUCCACUCUCUUCGUCUCCUUCAUCACUGUUGCGAUUCGCAAUGCUCCAGCUGGCUGUGCUGCGUCGUCCCUCAUGCUCGUCCUCUCACUCGUGCUAUGGCUAACGGUGGCAGCCCAAGUAUACGCUAGGCUCCCUAGAACCCACCUGCAUCUCCAUCUGCAUCGGCUCCCGCGCCAGCCCACGCAACCUCCAACCGCAGCCGAACUUACCGACCAUAAAGUUCCCCUCAGACGACAUAUUGGCCUGCACGAAGACGGUGUGCCGCGAUUCCCAAACAGCACAGACCCUGGUGACCCGGUUGUCUACGAUAUCCAUCUUCCGGCGACUGUGACUGUGCAGACCAAGGUUCUGGAAACAGGCACAGUACAUAUACUCCCCACUCUGCCUCAGAUCACACCGCAGCGAGGCCAAUUCCACCGCAAGCUCAAUCUCUUUGGGCGACCUACUCAAACACCAUUGCUUCCCAUCCCGGUAUUGAGUCCUAUAAACCAGCCUCUUCCACCAUUGAAACCCCAUCCGACACCUCAUCAUCCGCCAAGGCCGCCCACCAUGCCUUCUAGCGACAUCUUUGCGGACCCGAUAGGCACCAAAGCCCCGCCUCCGUCUAUCCCAUCCAGACCUGACCAUCCCGUGCCCAAGACUGGUCUUAUUUCAAACAGCCCUUUGCAGACAAACAAGUUCUACUCUAAUUUCUUUCUGGGUGACCGAUUGGGCACCACUUACACUUUCCCAUACUCAGUUGCCUUCAAUGGCGGUCGUGCCCCGAGCCACAGCUGGGGCAUUGCGUGCAACCAUGUCAACGCUAGACAGCGCGUGUUUGGGCCAAACAAGUACAACAACUCUUCUUCGUACUACCUAAACCCUGUUGGUAUUCAAUCCAUGGUUAUUUCCGCAAAGGAAUUAGGAAACUCUACGACCAUGACCAUGGACAGCAUCACCGCCUUCUCAGCCCGAGUCAAUCUUGCUCGCGAUGCCACAUCUCCUCCAGCCAUUUCUUUCCCAUUGGUGCAAGGCAUGGCUUACAUAACCGCUCAGUAUAAUGGUGCAACUCCAGUGCUUGAGACGGGUGUAUUUUUCAAGAAUAUGACUCGAAUCACCCGUCAGCCAAAGGAAAAUGUUGCCAAAUACGUGUUUGUACUGGAAGAUAACUCAACUUGGCGUCUGUACGCCUGGCGGACAAGAGGCGAUGAUCUGGAAUUGAAGGUGACUAACAACGGCCGGGCUGAGGCUCAAGGUCCCUUUUAUGGUAUACUGCAAAUCGCCAAGGAUCCCGUCACAGAUGGCUCCGAAAAGCUCUUGGAUGACGGAGCUGGUGUGUAUCCCGAAACCGUGCAGGUAACAGGCACAGCCAGUGGUUCUGUUGGAACCUACACCUUCCACUUUCAAAGGGCUGGUCACCAAGAAGGAAAUCUGUACAUGUAUGCUCUGCCUCACCAUGUGGCGUCUUUCAGCGGUGAGACGACGCAGCGAGUUCAAAAGAUGCAGCUCGACACAACCACAAAAGGAUGCGCAACACUUGUCAAAGGCAAUGAAUGGACUAUGGAAGAGCGCAAUAUGCCAGUCGAAAUGGGUUUCAACCCUUGGCACCCUGGCCGUGGCUCCGUAGGAAACCUCUCUGAUCACGCCAAACAAACUAUCCGAGCAGCUGCUCAGAGGGAGCUACAACAGAACAUGAUUCAGCAUUCGAACCUGGAUUCCAUGUACUUUAGUGGCAAGGCACUGGCCAAGUAUGCCACUAUCUUGUAUGUCGUCCAUGAGAUGCUUGGGGAUAAAGAUAUGGCACGCGCUUCCCUUGGCCAGCUCAAGGCAGCAUGGGAUAUAUUUGCUUCCAACAGGCAAAAGUACCCACUUGUUUACGAAUCUUCAUGGGGUGGCAUUAUUUCUUCAGCCAUGUACAUUACAGGCAACGAUGCUAGCGACUUUGGUUCUGGAUACUACAAUGACCAUCACUUUCACUACGGCUACUUUUUGUUAGCUGGUGCUAUGAUUGCGUACAUGGACCCCGACUGGCUUCCGGCGAACAAGGAUUAUCUCUUUGCUCUGGCAAGAGAUUUCGCAAACCCAAGCGCAAAGGAUCCUCUCUUCCCCAUGUUUCGAUCUUGGGACUUUUACCAUGGACACAGCUGGGCCCAUGGCUUAUAUGCCUCUGCCGAUGGUAAAGACCAAGAAUCCAGCUCCGAGGACAUGAUGCAAGCGUUUGGCUUGAAGAUGCUGGGCAAAGUCAGCGGUGACUCCAACAUGGAGGCUCGCGCCAACCUACAACUGGCAAUCAUGGCCCGAAGCAUGCCCAUGUACUACCUCUACGAUUCGGACAAUAAGGUGCAGCCUUCCCAGUUCAUCAACAACAAGGCAGCAGGCAUUCUAUUUGAAAACAAGAUUGAUCAUGCGACCUAUUUCUCGGCUGAGCUCAAGUGCAUCCAGGGUAUCCAUAUGCUCCCGCUGCUUCCGUCAUCGCCGUACAUUCGACAGGCAAAAUUUGUCCGGGAAGAAUGGGAGGCAUUUUUUGACGGAAGAAUGGAUGACAUCCGGGACGGCUGGAAAUCGGUCAUUUACGGCAACUAUGCGACGAUUGAGCCGCAAAAGGCAUGGGUGUACUUUACUUCGCCAACCUUUGAUCCGGCUUGGUUGGAUGGCGGAGCGUCGCUGACUUGGUACAUGGCAUACGCAGCUGCAAUGGCAAAUUUGUAAAAUGUACGGUGGCUGCAACGGGAUAUAAAACAGGUGACGGUGGAAACAGCGGGAGAGGGGCUAUGCUAUGCAUUUCCAUGACUAGACAAUAGUAGAAUGAUAGACACACAUAGACGUAUAGAAUGCUAUAGUUGGGUGAGAUUGGCAAUAAGACACAUUUCUAUUUUACCGGGACUGUGUCAUGCAGAUGGAGCAGUGUAGACAAGGCCAAGACAUUUGAUGCGCUGAGGCUGUGAUUGGGCCAAGAAGGCAGACGGAGGUUGAAUUUAAGUAGCGUCUUGGCAGGCAGUGAAUCUCUGCGAGGGUAGUGAGGCUGAGCUUUUGUCGAUUUGCGAUCUAGAAGCGUAUUCAACGGCGACGGAGCCUGGCGCAGCGCUGUAGUAUUUUUAAGGUUGAGUGUUUGGAUGCAGCCGUUUGCGGGCGCUUAAUUGGGACUAUGUCACAGGAAAGUGUAAAUUGGGCAGCAGGCAAAAAUAUUUUGUCAUUUUGUUUUUGUGAGCGCCGAUCAGCAUGAAAC